AUGGACGAAAACAAUGAAAAUCCUUCUGUCAACACAGAGACUCAGAAUAGCCCUGAUAAAUGGGAAAUUAUUAGUUUUCACCGUUUCUGGUUGGAACAGAACAAGAGCAACCCGGAAGAGCUUGACUAUUCGAAGGCUUCACAACAGCUCGUCAAGAAUUUAGAAUACAUUUCUGACACAUCAACAAACGUUGAUAACCUGGAUAAAGGUCCCCUUGGGCCGUGGCCACAUAGACCAAGGUUAUUUGUGGUUUGGCUUUCUCCACAACAAGGAUACUCAACUACGCGUUGGAUAUCAGUCACAGUUAUGCGUGAGCCUACGGGUAACACGAUUGCUGUGGCCGGUAUCAACAAAGCUAUGCGUGAGCCUACGGGUAACACGUUUAUGAUCAAAGGAUUGCUGUGGCCGCGAAAGCGUCGAAAGGGAAGUCCCGUAGACAAGCUGUGGUUAGCCAUUGAAACGGAGACAAGUGCUGCAACAAUCGAAAUAAAAAAGAUGAAGUUGAAACGUCUUCAGUUAUGCAAGCACUCUCAACCGUGUGCCAAGGAGGAUUUAGAGGAUGUCAUAUCAAAUAAACGAAGACAUCAAAACAGCAUUGAAAAUCGGGAGGAGAUGUCUGGAUAUGAGACACCAACACCAUUACCAAAGAAGUUGAAAAAUAGGAAGGCUCCACACGUACCAUUCUCUACAGACACCCCACAUAAACCAAUUCUUCUGAAACAGACUGCAGUGAGUCUUUCAUCAACAAUAGUACCAGGAUUGAAAACACUUAUGGGUAGUCUUGAACUCAAGUAUCCAGAUGUUGUUAAAGAAAUAAAAUAUCAUUUGUGUGAACAAGCCAAGUUAGCGAGUUUGUCAGAAGGAUUAGUCAAAUGGCUACGUACAGUUCUCACAAGCUCUCUAGACACAUUUGACACAGCAGUGAAUGCGCCUUUGAAUGAUGCCUGUCAACAUGAAAACAAAUUACGUUUUAUCUUUCGUGUAGUACUCUCAUUAACUUGUAAAAAUGAUCAGACUAUUGAAAGACAUGCAUCAGAAAGAAAAUUUUUAGUUGAACAGGUGUCAAUUAUCUUCAAGUAUAUUGAAUAUGUAAUUGGAUUGAUGACAUUUCACUGGAUUGAGAAGCACAUGAUGUUCACCAAAGCAUUGCAGUUUGUUUAUGAGCCUGAUAAACAAACUACUACUUACAAAGUGGAUGCAUUAGCUGUUGCCAAAAUAACACAGAGAGAAUUUGCGACUAUUGAGGCAUCUGGUGGUCCUUCCAUGCAGGAUCGUCAACACACAUUAGAAGAUACUGAAAAGACUUUACUGGAAGGAGCAGAAAUGCUCCAAGGCACAUUACAACAAUAUCUUGACGCAUCUGUUGAAACAGCUAUGAAAUUGAAAUUUUAUACUAUGCAAAUCAUUGUUGAUCGUAUUGUCUUGGUUGAGAUAUCAAUGUAUAUAUCGUGCUUCAAAGCUGUAGAAGUUCGAAGUGCACGGUGGCCAUUUUCAUGGAAUUUUGUUGGAGAGUACAUGCACAUAUUUGAACUAAUUGCAUAUUUUAAACAACUUUAUGAGCAGGAGGAGGUAAUGAAAAUAAUUGCCAAUGAACAACGUGGUGUGAUUGAAGUUCACUCUGCCACAGUUCGUCAGUGGCUAGAAA
This is a messenger RNA of Ambispora leptoticha, 1645 nucleotides long. NCBI's taxonomy places the organism in Eukaryota, Fungi, Glomeromycota, Glomeromycetes, Archaeosporales, Ambisporaceae. The record is from the annotation of a GenBank genome assembly.